AUGGUUACCAUUUUGGUUAAAGACAUUACAAUUGUCAAUGUCUAUAAUCAACCGAAACCAUCCAAGAAAUACCCUGAGCCACCGGUUUUUGAGUUUCUCAAACGGGAGAUCAAGGAACAAUACUCAAAGAUUGUCAUUGCAGGUGAUUAUAACUUACAUCACAAGGAAUGGGAGUCAAGGGCAGAUUGGGAAAAGUUUGACAAGGAGCUUUCUUCUGCCAUUAAAGAUUUUAAUGUGCAUAACAAAACUCUAAAAUCAACUGACCAAAUUGAUGACCAAGCUAAAGUUCUUGAGGAGGUUGUAAAAAGAGCAAUGGCAAAGUCGAUGAAGGAAGUUAAGGUGAUGAAAAAGUCCAAACGCUAUUGGAAUCAAGAAUUAAGGGAGAAAAAAGAAGAUGGAACUCUCACUACUACUGUUGACGAAAAAAGACAUGAAAUAUGGAAGGCACUUCUACCUGAAAUUGAUCAUGGUCUUGAUAGAGAGUUUGAAAUUGACGACGAUUCUCGAUGGCCAAAAUUAGAGUUUGAUGAAGUUGACUCUGCAUUGGCUGAUACCCCAAAUGAUAAAGCUCCAGGAGACGAUGGAAUUACUGGCAAAGUUUUAAAGAUGGCAUGGCUGAAUAAAGACUUUAAGGAAAGGUUUUUCAAGCUUCUCCAAGCUUGUGUGAAGUUUGGAUACCACCCAAAAGUCUGGAGACAUGGCAUUAUUGUUGUUAUAUACCUAAACCUAAGAAACCUGACUAUUCAAAGCCAAGAGCAUACCGACCAAUUUCCUUACUUAAGAUUCCAUCUAAAGUACUGGAAAAAAUUAUACAAAAAGAAUGACCAAACUUACAACGCACUUACUUCCACCAGAGCAAUAUGGGGAAGACAAGGUUAUUGUGCUACUGAUGCUGUUUUGGAACUUAAAUUUAUUGGCAGACACAAUGGAGGAUAUGAAACUACCCAAAGCACUUAUAAACUGGACAUACCAAUUUAUGAGAAAGUGCAACUUACUUUACCUAAUGGAGAACUUCGUGAACCCCAGAAGGAAGUUAAAUUGCUUGGAAUUACUUUGAACAAUCUGCUUGAUUUUAAAUCUCAUAUUUUGAAUAAAAUCAAUAAAGCAAGAAAAGCUGUUGGUGCUAUUUGGCAUCUUGGUGGCGUGCAAAAGAACAUGGCUUUAAGAAGAAUUGUUGGUGCUUAUCGCACAACUCCUAUUGCGGUAUUACAAAAGGAAGUUGGUAUUAUGCCAUAUAGUAUUAGGCUAAAAUUUAUGGUGGCACGAAAAGCUAUUCGUUUACACCUAAAUAUUAGCAAAACUAAUCCUAUUAAUGGUCAUUUGUUAACAUUGAUUGAGAAAUCUCCAAUUGCAAAGCUAACCACGCUUUACAUGUUGGCGAAAGAUGAUAGAGACUAUAUGAUUAAAAAGGAUGAAAAACGAAAAUGCAAGAGGGUUGAACCUCUUACACUGAAACAACAACAAAAUCAGACGAUUGGAAUUUUGAAGAAACAAGCAAUGGAAGAAUGGCAAGAAAUGUAUUGGAACAGCAGUAAGGAUCUGUGGUAUCAUAAUAUCACAGUGGAGUCGAAAUGUACUGAUAAUCUUUCCAAAAUGGUUACGGGAGUGAUCAUGAAGAAAGAUAGUCGAAGGAUCUUGAGUAAUAUUACUCAGUUUCGCACAGGCCAUGGCAACUUUGGCGCAUGGUUUAAAAAGUUUGGAAUUGAAAAGGAUAGUUACAACUGCAAAUGUGGAGAGCUGGAAACAGUUCAUCACAUUUUAGUUGAGUGUCCUUUGCUUGAAGAGGAAAGAAAAGGACUGAAACGGAUAUCUCCAGAGAUGGACAUGUCGACUCUCUUAAACAGUUUAACUGGCUUACAAGAGAUUGUAAGCUUUAUCUCUGCUUGGAGGGAUUAA
Magnusiomyces paraingens is the source of this 1896-nucleotide messenger RNA. RefSeq lists its product as uncharacterized. The transcript has 6 exons. The record is from RefSeq and is a predicted model, not a curated record. Gene Ontology annotation, molecular function: catalytic activity. Bases 1 to 1896 code for a protein of 631 amino acids. Lineage: Eukaryota; Fungi; Ascomycota; Dipodascomycetes; Dipodascales; Dipodascaceae.